UAACCCGGAAGUAGUUAGUCGGCACCAAACAACAGGCUGCCUUGUUAGCUUGUUUGCUGGCGGCAAACCUCUUUAGGAAGUUCCAGUAAUUGUUUUUGGCAGAUGAGUCUGACAGACACGAUGCGGUGUGUUGGAUGUUUGCAGUGGAAGGGUAGCAUGUCUAAAGUCUGAGAGCUGGUCGUAACCUGAACCUAGCUAGCUAAGCUUGGCUAAUGAGGCCAGAAGCUACAACGUAUCUUCUAGUUAACGUGGAUGUUUGAUAGCAGACUGAGCUGGAGUCAGUGGAGGGUAGUGACGUUCCUUAGAAACAACAGCUGUUGCCCACUUCUUGCCACAUUUUGGGGCAUGUUGUUAAGGCUAACGAGAGCGACUGUAAUUUGGUGUUAAAACUGUGGGAGGUUGGAUUGAAUGGUUUAGCUAUCAGCUGAAUAACCGAAGAGGGAAGUGCAGUCAUGGACGAUUUUAGCUCGAUCAGCCUGCUGUCUCUUGCGAUGUUGGUGGGAUGUUACGUGGCCGGGACAAUACCUUUAGCUUUCAACUUCUCAGAGGAGAAGCUGAAGCUGAUCACGGUGCUGGGAGCUGGGCUGCUGUGUGGGACUGCACUGGCUGUUAUCAUCCCAGAAGGAGUCCAUGCACUUUAUGAAGAAAUCCUUGAAGGCGAACAUCACAGCCACGGUCAGGUCGGAGUGGCCGAAGCAUCUCAGGCCAAGGCGGAGGGCGAGGCGGCUCUGGGCGCCGGCGGGAAACACGAGCACGGCCACGAGCAGCUCCACGCCUGCAUCGGGGUGUCUCUGGUCCUGGGCUUUGUCUUCAUGCUGCUGGUGGACCAAAUAGGCAGCUCUCACGUCCACAACACCGAAGACCCGGAGUCGGCCAGGGUCGCCUCCUCAAAAAUCACCACCACCCUCGGCCUUGUGGUCCACGCUGCAGCGGACGGAGUGGCGUUAGGAGCUGCUGCUUCAACCUCUCAGACCAGCGUCCAGCUCAUCGUGUUCGUAGCCAUCAUGCUGCAUAAGGCCCCGGCGGCGUUCGGCCUGGUGUCGUUCCUGAUGCACGCCGGACUGGAGAGGAACCGGAUCCGCAAGCACCUCCUGGUCUUCGCCCUGGCCGCGCCCGUCCUCGCCAUGAUCACAUUUUUAGGCCUCAGUCAGAGCAGCAAAGAGGCCCUGUCGGACAUCAACGCCACCGGCGUGGCCAUGCUCUUCUCUGCCGGCACCUUCCUCUACGUGGCCACCGUCCACGUCCUCCCUGAGGUGGGGGGCGGGGGCCACAGCCACGCUCCCGCCGGAGGCAACGGAGGGAAGGGACUGAGCAAGGUGGAGGUGGGGGCUCUGGUUCUGGGCUGCCUGAUCCCCCUGGUGCUGUCCGUCGGCCACCAGCAUUAAACCCAGCGCGGAUUAAAUAAAUUACAGGUGUACAGGAGGGGGGAGGGGUGAUGAAACGGACUAUAAACGUUUGAAAUUUAAAUGUCUCAUUGCUUACUGUCUGUGUAUGGACCUUGUAGACCGGUUGGGGAGUCUCGCGAGGACUUCAUGCGAGUUUGAAAAACAAACUUCCGAAAGGAAAUUUAAUGGCAUCGGAGGAGCCGGAGCGGAAAACACGAUACAGCUACCGUAUGUGCGUGGUUGUCCCACCAGAAAUCCCACAAGACAGCUUUUCUUUUUUUUUUUUUUUCCCCAAAGCUCAUUCAGAUCCGUGUGGAAUUUCCUCUGUUGCGUCAUCAUGCUUCUCCGAACUCCGAGACCCAGCUCAGAUUUUUUUUUUUUAUUUUUUUUUUUUAAGGUGUUAUCUUUGACUAGAGGGCAGUUGCGAAGUGAAUUUUAAAACGGAUUAAGCUUGUGAUACUUAAAAAAAAAAAAAGUGUAAACAACCUUCUUUUUAAAACUUUUUUAUUUAAUAGAACUGUUAUUUUUUGUUUUAAGUGCCAUAUUAAACGAGUGUGAAACACACAUUCUCCAACCAGGACCGCAGUCUUAGAAACAACCCGAUGGGCAAGAGUAACCAGCUCCAUAUUUCUAACAGUUUUUUUUUUUCUUUAAAUCUAUGCUUGUCUGUUUAAAUUUAAGUGUGUGUUUUGUUUUUUCUUCCUUUUUUUCAUGGUGAGAAACCUGGCUUCAGGUGAUACCGGCGUGUUUUUUUUUUUUUUUUUAAACAUUUUUUCCUGCAAGAUUCCCGGUCCAGUCUUCAUAAUCCUGAGCUUGCCUUAGGAAAAGAGCCAAUCAACUUAUCAUUUUAAACAUUUCAAAAGCGACACUUUUGCUUUGUUUAGUUUCUGGAUAGAAUCUCUUCUGUUCUGUUCUCUUCUCUUUGACCUGUAAAUGAAUUGCAACACAGCCCGUGAGGAAAAAACAAAUAUCUGUACAUAAUUGUCUUAAGUGAUUGUAUACAUUUAAAAGUGGAGGGCUAUUUCAGCGGCUGUGAAUGAUUGAAAGAGUUUGAUUGUUUUUUCUUUUUUCAUGGAGGGAAAUGUCCUGGGUUGAAAACCAAAACAGGGACCACUGUAUCAGGAGAACAGACACAUGUUACUGUGUGGCUGAAAAAUAUAAAAUGGGGUAAAAUGUUCUCCCCCCCCCCCACCCCUUAACUUAAUAGUGCAAUCAAGUUUUGAUACAUGUACAGAGCGGCACUUGUGAUGGGAUUCAUAUAUCCAAACCUGUUUGAUGUUCUUGAACGCAGCCCUCUCCCAGCUUCUCUUUGCAGUCUCGCACAGAAAUGGUUGGAAAUGUAAGCCGGCUGCACGCUCUUCCAUCAGGACUUUUGGGCUUGGUGAGCGUUACUGUAUCAAUGUGCCGGCUCAUGUUUGUAUAUGUGUUAAGUUGUGUAUCUAUAUUGUACAGAACAACUCCUUUCUUUCACAGGAUCUGUUUAUUCACCUUUUUAUUUUCUUUCUUUUUUUUAAAAAUACAAAUUUCUUAUUCUGCAUUUUUGGAACUGAAUGGACUUUGCAAUACUGACUCGACACUGAAUUCUCUUUUAGAAGUAGUAGUUUUUAUGGAUUUGCAUUAAGGAUUUACGCCCUCGCUUGUCGAUUAAUUCCAGAUUAUAGGAUGAGAAAAAACCCAUCAUGACAGUUGAAGUAUUUUCAUUUAAGGCUGUGAGAGAAAGCAGUGGAUUGCAACAGACUAGAUUCUUUUAAGUCUUAUUAGUUUUUUUUUUUUUUUGGGUGUAAAAGGGAAAUAUCCUAGCUGUUGAUUUACAACUGGGCAUGUUUGUGAAGUUUCAUCUUCCUAACGUAGCAUCAGAAUCCAAAAAGAAAAAAGAGAAGUCUAAUUUUCAGGCAGCGGCUCCAUACACAAUCCUUUUCUCUGCGUUCAUGGCUAAGAAAAUGAUCAAACAGUCGAAAUAUUGCAAUAUUCUUCAUUAGCAACAGGGUCUGCUACAGAAAAAAAGGAUACAUUCCAGAAUUGUUGACUUAAACUUUAUCAGACAAUUGGUGUUUUCACUUUGGAGAGUUUUAAUAGAUUUGUGCAUGUUUCUACCAACACUUAAGAUCUCAAUAAACCAAAAUCCACAUACCCAAAGGAGGUAGUUUGCAACAAAAAUGCCCCAGAAAACUGCGGAAAUUGAGGCAAAACUUUGGUUCAAUAGUUUUGAAGAUCAGCAGGCUUAAAGUCGGCCCUAAAAGGGAUUAUAUCUGGAAAAAAAACUAAUCCAUGAUCUGAUGAUAGCUGGUGCAUUAAACUCAACAAAAGACAAGGCUCUUCAUGUUUUCUUUUUUCUUUUUUUUUAGGUGUUUCAGGCAUGAGUCCGUUUGAUAAGUUAAAGCUGGCAAUACUGAGCUUUUAUUUGGCUGGGAGCUCUGACCAUUGAAAUCUCAAAUAUUUCUACACUUUGUAAACCUGUCAGUGCAUUUUUAAAGUCAGAGACCUCAUUUCCUCUGAAGUCACAUUUCUAAAGAGCAUUUUCAACUGAUUGAUUGCUAAAUUUAUGAAGACAGAAGAGCCGGGAGAAAAAAAUCCACUUUUUCUUUUUUCCUCAUCAUUGCCGACUGGGACCAGAGGUCAUUUGUUUAAUUUCUGUCAUUCCAGAAUGCGUUGGCCUUAUUUACAAAGCUAUGUAAACAAGAAAUGUGUUUUAAGAUGCCA
Menidia menidia (Atlantic silverside) is the source of this 4085-nucleotide messenger RNA. Lineage: Eukaryota; Metazoa; Chordata; Actinopteri; Atheriniformes; Atherinopsidae. The record is from the annotation of a GenBank genome assembly.